UCAAUUUCAUAUUCUACUCAUUAUCACAACCACCAUAGUCUCUUUAUAAAAGCCAUCCCCUAACACAACAGCAUCAUACGAAACACAUAAAAUCUAUACCCAGAGCCAUUUCAUACAUCUUCCACCCUAUGGCUAACCAACAAGACCCACCAAGCCACGGCAUAAAUGACCUCACAAAACAAGCACAAGUUGUUGUGGUCAUGGUGCCCCUUCCAGCACAAGGCCAUCUUAACCAGCUCCUCCAACUCUCUAGGCUCAUCCUAUCCCACAACAUCCCGGUCCACUACGUUGGCGCCACCACCCACAAUCGUCAGGCCAAGCAGCGCGUACACGGUUGGGACCCAAACGCCGCUGCAAAUAUCCAUUUCCAUGAUAUCGAAAUCCCUCCAUUUCAUUGUCCACCGCCCAAUCCAAAAGCCAAAAUCAAAUUCCCUUCUCACUUACAACCAGUCUUCAACGCCUCAUCUCAACUUACCGAGCCUGUUUCUAUGCUUUUACGAGCAUUUUCUUGCAAAGCAAGAAAGGUUAUUGUAAUUCAUGACUCUUUAAUGGGGUCUGUGAUUGAAGAAGCUCGUUUCCUCUCGAAUGCCGAGUCUUACACUUUCCAUAGUGUCUCUGCUUUUGCUACUUCCUUGUAUGAAUGGGAACGAGAAGGGAUGGUUAUAGGGGAAAAUGAGUUGUUUCCACGGGAUACUCCUUCUCUAGAAGGGUGUUUUAGCGAUGAGUUUGCGGAUUUCGUUGAUUGUCAUUAUAGUAAGUACCAAAGGUUUAACACUGGCUGUGUUUACAACACUUGCAAAUUGGUAGAACCUGCUUAUUUGGAUUUUCUUGAGAAAGAAACAAUUAAGGAAGGCAUUAAGCAUUGGGCACUAGGGCCUUUCAAUCCUGUGACAAUACCAGAAAGCUCAAAAAAACAGCAUUUUUGCUUGGAGUGGCUUGAUAAACAAGCAAAAAACACGGUAAUUUACGUGUCGUUUGGGACGACGACCACCUUCGAUGAUGAACAAAUCAAGGAGCUUGCAAUUGGGUUGAGAGAAAGCAAGAAAAAGUUCAUAUGGGUUCUAAGAGAUGGUGAUAAAGGAGAUGUUUUCACUGGAGAAGGGACAAGAGCUGAACUGCCAAAAGGGUAUGAGAAUUCAGUGGAUGGGAUAGGACUAGUGGUGAGAGACUGGGCACCCCAACUAGAGAUUUUAGCUCACCCGGCAACAGGAGGGUUUAUGAGUCAUUGUGGAUGGAAUUCUUGCAUGGAAAGCAUUAGCAUGGGAGUGCCAAUUGCAGCUUGGCCUAUGCACUCGGAUCAACCAAGAAACACAGUCCUAAUAACAGAAGUCCUCAAGAUUGGAAUUGCCGUUAAGGAUUGGGCGCGACGAGAUGAGAUUGUAACAUCAAAGAUUGUUGGAAGUGCUGUGAAUAGGCUAAUGGCAUCAACAGAAGGUGAUGAGAUGAGAAAGAGAGCAACAGAAAUGGGGGAGUCCGUGCGAGGAUCCGUGGCUGAAGGUGGAGUUUCUCGUAUGGAGAUGGAAUCCUUCAUUGCUCAUAUCACUAGGUAAUUAAUUAAAUUCAAUUAACCCUGUCUUAGUCAUCAUAAUGUGGAAUUAUCAUGGCUAUCAAAUCUGAAUUACAAUAAAAUGAAGGCAGGCAAGUCCAAGAAAUGGUGUCCUUGUACUCGUUGCAUUGUCAUGAAAUUAUAUUCUAUUGUUUUUGCUUAUAAAGGAGGAGAAGAAAA
This is a messenger RNA of Populus euphratica (Euphrates poplar), 1726 nucleotides long. Its product is annotated as zeatin O-glucosyltransferase-like. The coding region runs from base 129 to 1550 and encodes 473 amino acids. Lineage: Eukaryota; Viridiplantae; Streptophyta; Magnoliopsida; Malpighiales; Salicaceae. Gene Ontology annotation, molecular function: UDP-glycosyltransferase activity. The record is from RefSeq and is a predicted model, not a curated record. The transcript has 2 exons.